Ruditapes philippinarum (Manila clam) is the source of this 3426-nucleotide messenger RNA. RefSeq lists its product as uncharacterized. Gene Ontology annotation, cellular component: chromatin. The transcript has a single exon. The record is from RefSeq and is a predicted model, not a curated record. Lineage: Eukaryota; Metazoa; Mollusca; Bivalvia; Venerida; Veneridae. The coding region runs from base 132 to 2756 and encodes 874 amino acids. Gene Ontology annotation, biological process: regulation of transcription by RNA polymerase II.
CCCGUGCCGAUGUCAAAUUGACAGCAUUCACAGCCAGUCGUGAAAAGCAAUACAUUGAUAAUUUUGACUACAUUGGAAAGUCAACCAUUUCAUCAGAUUUUGUGGAGAUAGAUAGGAACGCGCAAGAAAUAAUGAAAAAAGGUGGUUUAAGCAAGUAUGGUGUUCCAUCCUUAACGACUGGAGAUGGCAACUGUCUUUUUAAUUCAGCAUCAAUCGCACUUACUGGUAACGAACUUUUAUCAAAUGAGCUAAGAUUACGAACAGCUAUAGAAAUGGCAGAGAAUUCUGACAAGUAUAAAUCGCGCCUUGAUUAUGACGAAAUUAUGAAACACUCUCCGGACUACUCAGAAUCACUUCAGUCAUGUUGUACAGACGGUGGAUAUUCAAGUAUUUGGACCGUGAUGGCGCUGUCAACUGUAAUUGGAAAACCCAUUCAAACCCUAUACCCACAAAUGAACAGUGAAACAGACACAGCGCCAUAUGCCUUAUCCAAAUUAUUCGUUCCGAGCGGGAGUGAAAACUCCCAACCUUUGACCAUAUUAUGGUCACGUAUGGGACCAACAAAUGGUAAAUUUUGGACUCCAAAUCAUUUUGUGCCUGUCAUUAGUAAUGUCCAUUUUAUACCAAAACACUUCAGCACGCCCGAUUCGUUCAAAAAACGUGAAGACUGCCUUUCUGACACUGAAAAUAUUGCACUGAAAACUCCCAACACGGACAUGUCAUUUAUUUCAGAGUCUUCAGAUAUGAAGCAUAUACACUUAAAUGAGUCGCAAGAUUCAGAAGUUGAAACAACGACAGACCAAAUUGAUUCUAACCCAGAACUCUCGGAAGUUAUUGACAUUCCCGAUCACAAAGAAGAAAAAAGUGAAACAUUAAUCCUUCAAACUCCUAAAAAUGUUGUACCGUCCACAAAGUGGCACGAUGCUACGGAAAUCUUAAACAUAAUUACGAACAAAGAACAUUUAUUUGUGCACACUGAGGUCCCACCGGGGAAUAAAUCAAACUGUUACAUGCUAGUUGACAAUUCCCGCAAUAUUGUGAAUGUAGAAAGAAAGGGAAAAUGUGAAUUCUUCGAUGAUAUUGGAGUAUGGGACAGUUCCAAAGGAAAUACGGUGAAAUCAACAUUUGUCCUUGAAGAGAAUGGACACUUGAAAAGUGUAGAAUAUAAAAACGGGAAAUACUGUGUCAAAAAAAGGUUAAAAGGAAAUGUAUUCUAUGAGCCACUUCCAAAUCAACCGUCGGACAACGAAGUUUACAUUUUAAGUAGGUAUUAUACACAGUUAAAAAGAGAGCAAACUUUCAAAAAACGUGUUUCAUACUUCACGAAGAAAUCUGAUCUAAAUGUUGCGAGUGUCGCGUUGUACGAAUACCAGGGAAAUCAACCCAUUGAAUCUAAACCACAUGGUAAUGCACGGACGGGAAAAACGUUCACACGGACUAAUCCAAAGACAAUGGACAAGCUGAAACAGUUGAAUGAACAUGACAAACCUAAAAAGAUUUUCCAUUGUUUAAAAAAAGACGAUUCUAUGGAUUGUCCUCGUGAUUUUAAAGUUGUUAAGAAUAUAAAAUAUAAAAGUAAACAGAAAGUUCAGGACACAAACAAAUGCAAUCAACGUGACAAUAUAGCUGAUGAAAUACUAGAAGUUCUAAGUAUGAUAAAUGAUCACCCCUAUGUCCAAACAUUUAUACAAAACAAAGACAAGGUCCCUUCAAUAAUAUGCUAUACAAAUGAACAAAUGACAGAUCUUAAACAUUUCCUUAGGAAUGGCAAGAAACAGCCAAUUGGAAUAGACAGAACCUUCAAUUUAGGGAAAUUUUUUGUGACAGUUCUAGUUUACAAAAAUCAAAGAAUUUUCCGAAAGAACACCAAUGAAAACCCAAUUUUCUUAGGACCAGUUCUUUUACAUAAAGACGCUUCAUACAAAACAUACAAAGUUUUUCUGCAACAUAUAGCUACCGAAGUAGAUAGUGACAUUAAUACAAUUGAAAUGAGAAUAUCAGAAAAUAUGGAAUUCGGUACAGAUGAUGAAAAAGCCCUUACUAAGGCAAUUGAAGAAGUGUUUCCAUCAGCUGAUAGAUAUUUGUGUACCAAGCAUCUAAAAGACAAUGUUAAACAUUACCUUCAAAACAAAAUCGGCGUUGAAAUUAAACAAAGAAACAUAUUAAUGAAUGAUUUGUUUGGUAGCGGGGGCUUGAUAGAUGCAGACUCCACUUUGGAUUUUGAAACUAAGGCCUCAGAGUUUGAGGAAAAAAUUGACAAAGAAAACGAUUCACUAAAAACGUAUUUCUGUAACAAUCUUAAACCAAGACUGUUAGAAUUUGUCUUCAAACCGAGUCGAAAAACAAAUGGAUUUAAGAAUUGGACAAACAACAACGCAGAAUCAAUGAACAAUAUACUUAAACUAUCUUUAGACUGGAAACCGAAACGAACCCGAGAACUAGUCGAAAAAAUGUAUGAUAUAACAAAUCUCCAUUUCAUGGAUUAUCGAAGUGCCCUCCAUGACACGGGUAACUACGACCUGACGCCGAAUGAACGUCGUGUUUACCAUAUCCCUGACUCAAUUUGGCGCUGUAAGACAGAAGAUGAAAAAAAUGAAAUAUUUGACAAAUUCUUGAUGGACAAAAAGAGACUGAUAAAAAUGAAGUAUGUUGAGGCCAAAAACGGAAAGUACACAGUUAUUGACAAAGCUAGUGGUGUGGCUAAGAAACCAGGACAGCGCAAGCGUCCCCUAAAUGAAAGAACUAGGAAGCGAUGAUUGUCCCAAAUUAUAAAGACAAAAAUACAGUGCACAUGCAUUUAAAUGUUCAUGCUGAGAAUAUGAAAGUUAAUGAAUUUGUAUGCAUAUUGUUUGACUUUUUGUAGCAAUGCCUUUAACAAACAUAAAAUAAAAACUGACAAGUAAAUUUUAGAAAUGCCGGAAAUGUGUGAAUUAAUAAUAAAUCGAUCACUGGAGUAUACCAGGUAUAUUCGGGAAGAAUAGUAUAAACUGUUUUCAGACCUAUCUAUACAUGCAUGUCGUCUUUGAAAUGUACAUAUAAUGUUAUACACAAUGCUGUAUAAGUAGCAAUAUAAUAUUUGUUAUUGAACAUUUUAUUUGUGUACUUACUUGUCUUUCUAUUUGCUGCAUCGUAUGUGUUACAUAACAGAUACAUUUUUUUACCAACUCAUGAAUUGUCUUGUUCAAUAAUCGACUCUCAAAACCAUUGGAAGUAAAAAAUAAAUAAUAUCAUUAUGUUUGUUAAUAAAAGUGAAUUUGAGUGUCACUGUUUGUUGCCAUGCCAUUUUGUUGAAAAAGAAAUAGACUUUGUUUACAUAUUUUGUUAAAAAAAAAAGAUUAAAUGUUCUUAUAUUCUGUUGAAAUCAUUGUUUUUUAUUCCAAGUGAAAUAUAUCUUUAAAAUUAUACAUUUGUUAAUUGACCAUUGUA